CUCCUCAACACACAUCCAAACUCAGUACUAGGCUACAACAGAUAAAUUCCAGCCAAACGAUUUUAUACUAAAUAUAUAAUCCGAGUUAUAUUCCGACGGGAUAAUAGAGUUUCCGCGAAUAUAGUAGUAUCCAGGGUACGCAUCCGAAAACUGUAACUCGAUAAAAUCCGAGCCAAACAGGGCUUAGUUUCUGGAGCGGGUGGUGUAAGUUUGGCGGCCAAGAAUGCGGACUUCAAGGUGAAAUGGGCUCUAGAACAAGACAAAAAGAUUGCGAAUAUCUGGAGAGCAAACAACGAAGGAGAAAUGUAUGAGAUGAACUCGAGUAAAUUUCUUAACAAGAAGAAACUCCCGUGGGUUCCGGUUAUACAUAUGUCUCCUCCUUGUCAACCAGUUUCCGUUGCCCACACUGGAAAAAACGACAAGGCGAACUGGCAUACGAUUUUGGUUGACACGCCCAGGAUUCUCAACAAGCUUAAUUCGGCCAUUGGUGUUUACCUUUGAAGAAACACAAGGAAUGAUUCGCGUAGGUAAAAAUCUCCGAAGGAAGAACGAACUAUUUAACAAACUCGUCGAAACGGGUGUCACUUUUCCAUGGCGUCAAGUGGUUUUCCAAGACUACGGAGUAGCAGUCAAACGGAGGCGAGUGGUUGGACUUGGAGUAGCGUACGGUUAUCAACAUUUACAGGAGUCCCAGAACAAGAUAUGCUAACGCUUUCACUAGGCCAGGCGAGAGAAUUCCGCAAUUCCCAAAGCGAACUCAUUGCAGAUACGGCAAGAAAGUCCCCGGUCUAUCACCCCUCGAGACGCCAUACGAAAUCUUGAAACGGAUCCCGCAAGAUGAAAGAAGCACAAAAAAGACCAACUUCGGAAAAUAAAGAGACGUUGGGAUGGAACCCAUAUAUGCGCCCAUUGGCGAUGUGACGACUAAGGAGACGAACUGGGGAGUUGAUUAUACUGGUCAAUAUGUCAUGAAUAAUAGAGAGAGAGGGGAUCUGAUCACAAUGACCGGCCAUCACUGGCCAGUGGGACAGGAGAUUGCAAACAAGAAGGCUAUAAGCAACGCUGUUCCGCCGAAAGGGUUAGAAAAGCUCUUCGAGGUCAUCCGAGAGUGGCUGCAACUUCGAUAUCCAAAGAGUAAGAAGAAUUAAGACCACUCCUUAGUUAGAGAGCAUUACCAGAAAUCUUUCAGCAGCGAGCUUGACGGGGUUGAACAGACGAAAGAAAAGAGGGAUUGGCUUGUUGGGAUAAAAUAGUUACAGGUGCAG
Messenger RNA from Hymenoscyphus albidus, 1265 nucleotides. The record is from the annotation of a GenBank genome assembly. NCBI's taxonomy places the organism in Eukaryota, Fungi, Ascomycota, Leotiomycetes, Helotiales, Helotiaceae.